Messenger RNA from Cokeromyces recurvatus, 5159 nucleotides. RefSeq lists its product as uncharacterized. Gene Ontology annotation, molecular function: microtubule motor activity; ATP binding; microtubule binding. The transcript has 6 exons. NCBI's taxonomy places the organism in Eukaryota, Fungi, Mucoromycota, Mucoromycetes, Mucorales, Mucoraceae. Gene Ontology annotation, biological process: microtubule-based movement; mitotic spindle organization. Bases 113 to 5086 code for a protein of 1657 amino acids. The record is from RefSeq and is a predicted model, not a curated record.
UUUUAUUUAAAAAGCAUCUCCGUCAAAAUACUUUAAUAAAAAAGUAACCUCUUUUUUAUUUUUUUAAUAAUAUUAUUCCAUUCCGCUCAUUUCACAAACAAAACUAAUUUUAAUGACCAAAGAAACAAAUCAACAUAAUUCUAAUAAUGUUCAAGUGGCCGUUCGAAUUCGACCUUUGACUGAUCGAGAUAGAGCACGAUCACGAUUUGCAAAUCUUGCUAAUGACGAUGCUCUCAAGAUUCAUUCUAAAACAAUUCAAGUCGUACCACAAAAUAAGUUAUUUACAUUUGAUUAUGUUUUUGGGACUGAUAGUACACAAAACGAGAUUUUCUCAGUAUUGGGUAAUCAAUUAAUUCGCAAAUUUAUUGAUGGCUACAAUAUUACAAUUCUUGCUUACGGCCAAACUUCAUCUGGAAAAACCUAUACAAUGGGUACAGCCUUUCAUGGCCAUCAAAUUUGUUCUGAAGAUGAAGGAAUUAUACCUAGAUCUAUGGCUCUCUUAUUUGAACUCCUUCAUAAUAAUGAAACCAUUAGACCUAUUUCGCCCACAUCGUCUAUUUCUUCAUCCACGUCUAGUAGUCAUAGUAAACUUUUACGACACAAAGCAACAAAUAAUAAUCGUUCCACUACCACAUCAAAAUCUACAAGAUUUACUGUCAAAGUUUCAUUUAUCGAGAUUUAUAACGAAGAACUUCAUGAUUUACUUAAUUCUGCUCCUCCAGACGAACUACCUCCAAUAACUAUUAGGGAAGAUGCUAAAAAUAGAAUUUAUUGGACAGGUGUAAAGGAAGUUGAAGUGCAUAAUACUGCUGAUGUGAUGUACUACCUUGAGCAAGGCACCCAAAAUAGAGCAACUGGUGCAACCGAUAUGAAUGAAAAAUCAUCUAGGUCGCAUGCUAUUUUUUCAGUUUCAUUAAAACAAGAAAAAUGGGUAGCAAACGAUAUCACCUCAAAUACUAGAAAAAUGGUGAGACCAACAAGUUCUCUUAGUUCAAGUUCAUCCACUCGCUUAAAAUCAUCUCAAGAAGAUGGUGAAUGGAUCAUUACAACUUCUAAAUUUCAUUUUGUUGAUUUAGCCGGAAGUGAAAGAUUGAAACGAACUGCAGCAGAAGGUGAUCGUCGUCGAGAAGGUAUUAAUAUUAAUGCUGGCCUUUUAGCCUUGGGUAAUGUUAUUUCAGCACUUGGCGAUCUAUCCAAAAAAUCUGUUCACAUUCCUUUUCGUGACUCUAAACUCACACGUCUUCUUCAAGAUUCGUUGGGUGGCAAUGCUACAACUCUAAUGAUUGCCUGCGUUAGUCCUCUUGAAUCCAAUUUGCCCGAGACUCUCAAUACUUUACAAUAUGCAAAUCGUGCUCGUAAUAUCAAAAAUCGCUCUGAACGAAAUCAACAAGAAGAAUGGAUGGUUACAGACAAUAUUGAACUUUUACGAUCCUUGAUUAGUAAGCUAAAGACUGAGUUGACAAAUUUAAAAAGGGACUCAUUGUCUAAUAAAGUCACUACUGGGUUUUUGGAAGAGGAGGAAGAAGAAGAUGAUGAUGAGCAACGGCUUAUAUUAAUAUCUGACCUUCAACGACAGAUUGAAGAAUUAGAAGAUCAAGUUACUGUGACACGCGAACGUAAUCGUAUCGUUGAAAAGGAGCUCCAGCGUCUUCGCCUUGUAGAGGCAUCAGCAAAUAAUGUCGAUUUUCAACAUUUAGUAGAGCCUGUAAUCGAAGAAUAUGAAAAGAGUAUUGCUAAAUUAGAAUCUCAACUGGCUUUAACGAAGGCUGCAUUAACACAUUCAAACAUGGGUUAUGAGGAACAACAAGGACGCAUUCUUCAAUUUGAAUCUACACUUCGUCAACAAGAACAAACAAUGAAUACACUUCAAUCAAGACUAUCAAAGGUACUUGAACGUGAACAGAGUAAUGAAGCCUAUAUUCGUGAACUAGAGACUAAACUUUUGAAAUCUGCUCAAGAAACCUCAAAGGAUCAAGAAAUGUUGAAUGAUCUAAAGUUAAGGAUCAUGAAGUUAAAGGAGACAGAUGAAAAUACAGAACAAUAUAUUUUAGGGUUAGAACAACGAUUAGCUACUGGUGAUAAGGAACGAGUUCAACUGGUAGCUUCUAUAGAGGAUUUGGAAGCCAAAAUUGAAAGUAAGGAGCAGUCUAAUCUCGAACUGAUGAAGCGCCUUUCGAAAUCAACAUCGGAGGAAGUAACAGAAAAACUGAUUUUAAAAGAAUUAGAUAAGAUGAAUGCACGAUACAACGAACUUCAACAAGAACGUAACGAACUUCAGAAAAAGGUGGACCAACUUCAACAACAACAAGAAUUGAAGGCACAAGUGGUAGAAGUAGAUAGUUCACUACCUGAAAAAGUUGUUCAUCAACAAGACUUACCAUCUGAAAAAUUCAUAGACUAUGUGGAUGAAACUCAAAAGUUUAAGAAUCGUAAAAGUUUUGCUGAUGAAAAGGAAACGAUAGCUUCAAUAACAGCUCUCAAGUUAAGACAAACUGAGGCAAAUUUAAAAGAAGAAUCCGAACGAGCCAACCGUUUACAACUUACAUUAGAUCGCCUUCAACAUGAUCAUACUGAAACUAUAAAAGAACUUGAUGAGGCCUUACAGCGCUAUCAUGAGUCGUUGGAACAACUGGAGUUCUUAGAGCAACGUACUAAUAGUUCAACAAUGACUCAUGAAGAUGUUCCUGCUGUAUCAAUCGAUUUAAAUAAGGAAAUGAUGCAAGCUAAACAUGAAGCAUAUGAACAAGAAAAACUUAAAUUCUCUGAACAAAUGAUUGAACUCGAGAGCCGUAUCCAUGCUUUAACAGAAGAAAUCAAAGAUAAAGACAAUCAAUUAAGUGUAUCACAAGAUACCAUAAGAAGACUAGAGCAUGACUUGGUAGAUUCACAAAUAGAAAAGAUGCAUGGAAUAGAUUUUUCACAACAGACAGAGGAAUUUUUAUUGAAUCAGGAUAUAACUCAUUCAAAGCUGAUUGAACUUCAAGAAAGCAUGAAGGAAUUGAUGUUUGAUUUAAAUACUAAAGAAAACUAUAUUGCAGAACUUGAAAGAAAUUUAGAGGAAACCAAUAGUCAUGAAGCAUCACUGCAAGUUCAACUAAGCGAGAGCCAACAACAAACCAUGUCACUCCAAAAAAAAUUAGACGAGGCUCUAGCAUCACUUUCUGAUUUAAAAGUAGCUUAUGAUAAAUUUGAGAAGAAAGUUAUUGAAGAAAAAAAGAAUACAGAAAAUGAAAGACACGAUUUAAUUGUAAAACAUAAAGCUGAAUUAGCUAAUAUUCAACAGAGUACAACAUCCAUGUUAACAGAAGAGAUAACCCUUGAUCAACGUGCAAAUAUAGAUGCAUUACAAUCAAUAUGGGAAAAGAGGCAUGAGGACGAUGUCAAGAAGAUGCAAGAUGAUCAUCAAGCUGCAAUACUUGAAUUAAAUAACAAAUUGGAAACUGCUUAUAAUCAAAUAGUUGAAUUACAAAAUGAAUUAAAGGAGUCCAAGCUACUUUAUGAAAAUUAUGUUAUCGAUCAUGAGGUAUCUACGAAUAAGUUGACACAUGAACUUGAAGCAGCCUUCCAACAACAGUUAAAAAAUGAAACCUUAGCACUUCAAACAGAAUUAGAAACUGCAAAGGCUCUUCAUAAGAAGCUAAUAGCUGAUCAUGAAAUAGAAAUAACAGAGAUAUCAUCCAGUUUUGAAACUGCUGUUUGUCAGUUGGAAGACGAAGUAAAAGAAAUUCGACAUGAACUGGAAGUCUCUAAGACAUUACAAAAAGAAAUAGAUUCAAGUCAUAAAGAAAAAAUACAGGCAGCUUUGAUAUCUGAAAAGAAGAAGCUUGAACAAAAGUAUACUCAGGAAUUACAAGAGUAUGAAGCCAAUUAUACCAGUAAAUUAAAAAAACUUCAAGCUGAUUUAGAUACUCUCAAUUUAGAAAACAAGUCAUUAAAGAGUAUGAUUGAUACUGAAAGGGAAGCUUCCAAGGCAAAAUUGGCUGCAGUGCAGUCGAAAGUCAUGUCUAGCCCUCUCCCUUCUCCACCUCAAACUAUCCGUCUUCAGUCAAACAAUAAUAAUGCAUAUGUCGCUGAAAAGAUUGCGUUAUUAGAAUCACAAUUGACUGUUGCAAAGCUUGAGCGAGAACAAUCAUCUCAGAGCCAACAAGAGUCAUCAGGGGCACUUAAAAAGCAGCUUAAAGAUUUAGAGCAAUCUUUAUUAAAAGAGCAACAAAAGAAUGAAUUGUUAACAGCAACUAUAUCCAACUUGGAGGAACAAGGACAGCAAAGCCAAGUGCUAAUUAAUGAAUUAAGAACUCAAUACGAAAAUGAGUUGGAAAAUAGAGAAAAAAUAAAAGUAUUGCAGAGGGAGAAAGGAUCAGAUACUAACAUACCUCUGCAAGAAGAAAAUAAAGACAUCAGUCUUGUUUUGUCAGAACCAAAAAUGGCUGAAAUAGCACAUCAGCUUGAUAUCAAAAAUCAAUGCAUUGAUGAACAGCAAAAUCAAAUAAAUAAAAUAACAAAUGAACUUGAAGAAUCCAAACAGCUUUAUAAUAAUGCUACAGUGCUUUACAAACAACGAGUCGUAGCACUUGAGGCCCAAAUUGAACAAGUGAGUAAUGAAAAUUCAGAAUAUGCCAUUCUUUCAAAAGAAUUAGAAAAGGAAAUUAUUUAUUUGACUGAAGAAAAAGAAAAGCUUGUUGAUACAAUCAACAAUGCUGAUGACAAGGCAGAUAUGGAUAAAAUAAAGACUCUACUUGGAGUAAAAGAUAAUGCUAUUUUACUUAGGAAAAUAGAAGAGUUGAUAGCACAGUCUUUUACAGAAAAUGACCAUCAAUCUUCUCCACUUAGGGAUGCCGGUAAUAACGAAGAAGAAGAUAAAAAUAUCAAGAUUAUCAACGACUUGAAAAUCGAGUUAAAUAAAUAUCAACAAAGACUACAAGAGCUUCAGCAAAAAGAUGCUAUGAUGGCAAAGAAAUUAGAGGAUAUACAAGAACAACAAAAACAAGAGCAUCAAAGACUUACACAAGCUGAGCAAUCCAAGAAAAGAUUGGAAAAACAAGUUGAACACCUCUUAUCGAAGAGAUCAUCGUUCAUUUGCUUCUAAUGUUUUCGCAUAUUAGACUUUCUUGUAAAUAAUUCCAUAAUAAAUAUAAAUGUAUAUUUUUAAUAUUAAGAAA